AUGCAUCAAAGUAAGCUUUGGAACACCCCAAAACAUGUACGCACUCCUCCAAAAGAGCAUCCCUUCCAAGAUGGCAUAGAAGCACAUCCUGCCUAACACCUGCCGCAUAAGACACUGUCAGGCUGUUGCACCCAUGUAAAUAGUCACCCAAAUAGGUGAAGCUGAAUAAGGAAUUGGGGCCUCUGUGCUCCAAACUAAGCUUUGCCCCCAACCACAAAUUGUACCCCCACACCUCCAGGUUAGUGUUCUCUCUGUGGUGGCAUAGAAUUGCUUGUGGCUUGCAAUUCCUUUUCACACUGGACACAACUCUCUUUUUGCUUUUACAAAUGACCCACGAUGCAUAAGGGUUUUGUAUUGGUUUUUCGGUUGUUGUUUUUUUAAAAAAAAGAUAAAACGCUCAAAAUCCCAAAAUACAGUGGUACCUCGGGUUACAUACGCUUCAGGUUACAGACUCCGCUAACCCAGAAAUAGUACCUCGGGUUAAGAACUUUGCUUCAGGAUGAGAACAGAAAUUGUGCAGUGGCGGCGCAGUGGCAGCGGGAGGCCCCAUUAGCUAAAGUGGUGCUUCAGGUUAAGAACAGUUUCAGGUUAAGAAUGGACCUCCAGAACGAAUUAAGUUCUUAACCCGAGGUACCACUGUACAAAACUUCCCGACACGUGCGAAGCUCUGUUUCAACAUCAGCCUGUCUCCUUCUUUCCCAUGGCUUUAUCACGCUCCGAUGUCUGAAACUUGAUUUAGAAACUAGUGACAGGAAAAGGUCCGUUUGCAAAUGCAGGAAUUUCACAGAGUCCGUUCCCAACGAACACACAGAUGGUUCUGUCUCUCUACCUCUCUCUGCACCUUCCUUCUUUCCACCACGCUGCCCCACUUCCUGAAUUAGCGUAUCUUCUCCCGCUGUGUGGGGUUUAAGGGUUUUCUGGGUCCUUUUGGCGUCAAAAGCCCUAGGAGGCUUGCCCCUGUGGGCGCUCGUUUGUUGGUCACAUUUGCCGUGUCCUUUUGGCUGCAUUCUGCUUCCCAAGGGAUUAGUGUGCGCUUUGCGGCAUUAGUGAUCCAUUUAGGUUUUAGGAAAAGGGGAUUUGGCCAUUCAGCAUUUGGCUAUUAUUAUGCUUAAAUGUUUAACCACUGGUGUCCAGAAGAGGUGGGGUGGCAUGUCAACACCAGCAGAGUAGCGAGAAGGAGUUGGGUGGCGGAAAAAAGGAGUGCCUUGGAUGAGGCUCAAUUCACUUAUCUCUAAUUUAAUCUGAGGAGAGGUUAAGAGGAGGUCUCCUGGAUUAUAAAGGAGGACAAAUCUGGGGCUUUGGGGAAGGGAUGUAGUUCAGAGGUAGGUGGUCUGCUUUUCAAGACCUUCUACCACAGCUGGUUCAAUCCCCAACAUCUCCAGGUAGACAAUAUUGAGGUAGUCAGGGUUUCCCAAACUUGGGUCUCCAGCUGUUUUUGGACUACAACUCCCAUCAUCCCUAGCUAGCAGGUCAGGGAUGAUGGGAAAUGUAGUUGGAAAAGAGCUGGAGACCCAAGUUUGGGAAACACUGAGCUAGAUUGAUCAAUAGUUUGACUCAGUUUAAAGUAGCUUACCUAUGCUCCUCUGUCUUAAUAUUUUAAGGCUACCCUCAGACAGAGGUAUUGCAAUGAUCACUUGAGAGGAGGGAGAAAUUAAAUUCUGUUUGUAUUUGUAGGCAAACCUACCUAAUUCACUGAUAUUAUACACAAACCACAAGCAUAGCCUUCUUCCAAAUUCACUCUUAUGAAAUGCAGUUGUCCAGCCAAGUAACGUGUAUAAAAAUACAUAUACUAUGGUAAAGUGUGCAUAUGUUAGUGAAAGUAACAUGUAAAAGUGCAUUAUAUUAGGGGACAUUGCUUUGCAAAAAGAAGAAGAAGAAGAAGAAGUCUAUAUCAGGCAAAAAUGCAUAGAGAUAUGUGUACAUUGGGAUAAAUUUGUCGGAAAAGGCUGAAGAAUUUUCAUGACUUUCCCCCUCUGAAAACUGAUGUGGAGAGAGAGAGAGAGAGAUUAACUCACAAUUCUGCAUUCCAUCUUUCAGUGCAUCCCGCAGGAAAACAAGGGUUUCGUUCUUGGAAAAUACCUUUGUCAGUGCAAACCAGGUUUCUACAGGGCAAGUAGAACUUUCUCAUCAUCUAACAAUGGUAGGUAGCAGCACUUAUAUGGCUUUUCGUGAACGCUUUUUCUUGCAAAACUCUGAAUUGUGUUUGGAAAUGUACUAGGAGCCAAUGUAUGUCUUUCAGGACCGGUGUUGUAUGGUCUUGGCGGCCACUCCCAGUCACCAGUCUGGCUGCCGCAUUCCUCUCUUCUCCCAGAGUCUUACGCUGAGAGAUCUCCCUUUUCCUGUCUUUCACACAGGCUCCUUCAAACUGUACAUCCCCUUCAUCUGCAUGCAAUUCUUACCCAAAUACAGUAAGAUAAAAUAAUAAUAGACCUGAUAACAGAAUGCAGAGAGAGAGAGAAAGAUAAGAAUGAGAACAGAGUAGGAAGAGAAAGAUAGAUAGAUAAAGGUGACUGCCAACUAUCCAUUCGUCAGUUGUGCCAGCAAGUAUUCCUCAUAAUCGUCCAAUGUUCAAUCCAAGGUGAUAUCCAUUUAUUCCUCGCCCUGCUGAUGUUUUCUCAAUGUUCAGUCCAGGCAUCAGAUACUCAUUACUUUUCCUUCCCGUCCAGGAAGGACGAGAGAUUCUCUGCCACUGUUUUCCAUCCUUAUCUCCUAGACAGACUUUUUUCCCAUUUUCUAGAUUACCAAUCUCUCUCCCCCCACACCCAAGUAUUAAAGGAGGCAUGGUUGCUUUUUCUCCUGGGAGCCUUCCAAACCACUAUUUUUUACCACGCUUCCUUUCGUAAUUCAUUCUCCCUGCCUGCAGGAGAAAGUGCUUCCCGGUAUGGAGCGACGGAUUCUGAGAGCUUGCUGGAGUGCCUCCCGUGCCGCGAAGGAUGUACGACCUGCACGGAUGGCACCCCUUGCCUGAUCCAGGAAGAUUGGUCCUUGCGGGCUGCCGUCUUGGCAUUCCAGGCCUUCUGCAUGCUGGCUGUUUUCUUCAGCAUGCUGGUCUCCUACCACUUCCGGAAGAGCAAGGUAAGGGUAGGGAUGGCCAGUGGGAAGAACUAGCUGGAUUUGCACUUAAAGAGGCCCCAGACAGGAAUAGGAGAGGGGCCAAAGCAUUAGCUGUGUCUGGUUUACUUUGCCAUAAAAUAAUAAUAAUAAUAAUAAUAAUAAUAAUAAUACAGUGGUACCUCUGGUUACAAACUUAAUUUGUUCUGGAGGUCCGUUCUUAACCUGAAACCAUUCUUAAGCUGAGGUACCACUUUAGCUAAUGGGGCCUCCCGCUGCCGCCGUGCAAUUUCUGUUCUCAUCCUGAGGUAAAGUUCUCAACCUGAAGUACUACUUCCGGGUUAGCGGAGUCUGUAACGCAAAGUGUUUGUAACCCGAGGUAUUUGUAACCCGAGGUACCACUGUAAUAAUAAUAAUAAUACUUUAUAUGCCACCCAUCUGACUGGGUUGCCCCCGUAUCAGAGACCAGGCUGAGGAUUACAGCUCUGAUGAGGAAUGGUGGGACCCUCCCCCUCAUCCUACUCCUGACCAGGAUCCUGAAGCUGCCCAGGAACAAUGGAGCAGUAUAGAUUUAGAGACUUGGUUUGCCGAGGGACAUAGUUUGGAAAGCAACAGCUGGGCAGAGCUGAGUGGGGAACAGCUAGGAGAAGCAGAACAGGAAGAGAGAGAGGUAACUGACUCCCCUUCACUGAGAAGUAUCCAGCCUCUCUCUCCAAGGGCAAGGAGAGCUGAUAAGGUUGCUACGCAGAAGGCUCAAUGGUCACGAGAGCAGGUUGCAAGAAGGGGGAAGUGAUGGAGACGGGGGGGAGUAGGAGGGAAGCUUAAAUGGGAGCACCUUCACUCCGAGAAUGGAUGCUUUGUUCUUUUGCUGUGAUCAGCAAAAGGGGCUCUUUUCGCUUUGUCCUGCUUUUAUCAACAGCUGAAGGGGGUGGGGAGCCAAGCCCCUGGAGCCUGACACCCGGCCAAUUUGGAUGGCUUUCCAACAAACUAAACACAGUAAGACAUCAAACAAUAAAAACUUCCCUAUAAAGGGCUGUCUUCAGAUGUCUUCUAAAAGUCAGAUAGUUGCUUAUUUCCUUGAUAUCCGAUGGGAGGGCACUCCACAGGGCGGGUGUCACCACCAAAAAGACCCUCUGCUUUUCCUCACCAUCGUUAUCCUGCUCAGCAUCGUUCCCUAACUUGAACAUUUGUGCCGUCUCCAAAGCCACCAUCCUUGGUUGCCUUGGGUUGCUCCUCCUUUUACGUUCAUCUCUCUUCCCCUAGAGGAUUCGAGCUUCAGGAGUCAUUCUUCUGGAGAUGAUACUCUUCGGCUCGCUCCUGCUCUACUUUCCUGUGAGUGUCUGGGUUCGGAUACUUAAUGGGUUGAGUUUAGGGUGGCUAGGGUGGUGCAGUUGUUAUGAGUACUGGACUAGGCGAUAGGGGAAACCAGGGUUUAAAUCCCAACUCGCCCAUAAAGCUGACGGGGAGACCUUGGGCCGGUCACUCUGUCCCAGCCUCAUAUUCGUAUAAACAAAAUAAAUAAAUAAAUAAACUGCUCUCCACAAAAGGAAAUGCAUCAUUGGAAACAGAGGACACAUCUUUGCAUAACAUUUGCACAUACUUGUGUAUGUUGCAUGGUCCUACCUUGUGGACAUGCUUCUGGGACGGGCCCCGCAUGCAGUCCUCCACCUCGUCCGCUGAAGAAGGGGAAUCUGACGAGGCAGGUGAAGAGCUUUGCAGGGCCCUGAAACCCUACCCACUGACCAUUGGAAAUUCUCCCACCUCUUGCGAUUUCCCUGGGUAUCGCCUGCAUGUGUUCAGACUGGGUUUUCUCAGUCUUGAGGACUAGAAAUUUGCUGGCGUUUUCUCAACAAACCUGGGUUUCUCAAGCCAUGGAGUUCUAUGUCCCCCAAGCUGAUUUCUGCACUUCAUGGAAUAUAUGCGUCCCCCGUCCCUUGGUGGCUAUUUAGCCAUGAAAAGCACAGCCUGCAAGUUGAGAAGUUUUAUAUUAACGCACAGAAACGGAUUCUGGGAGCUAACAGCAAAGGAUGGAGACUGUGAAAGCCCUCGGGGUAUGUAACUAGCCAAUACCAAAGAGAGCAAGCUGAGUCUGAGAGAGACUGAGCAUGCCACCCUUAUUUUCAAAGCUGGGGAGUGUAUUCUUUGUCACUCUUGACCUGGUCCUCCUAACAGGUGAGGCCAGGGAACAAUUUCCUCCACUGUUGCCCCUCUCUCCCCGAAGGGCCUCUUCCUGACCCAGUGGGGCCAGUUGUCAUGUUCUUAAUAUUGGGUUUCUGGUGUUUUUUUUAACAUGAUUUUUAUUAAGUUUUCCAUGUUUCAUUACAUUUCCAUAUCAAAAAUAAAAAAUCCAUAACUUAAGACAUUGCUUAAAUAAAGCAUCAACCUCCUUCCCUCCCUCUAACUGACUUCCACACAACUUUACCAAUUUCUUCACAUUUCUGUAUCCACUUUUUUACCUUAUGUCCAUCUUUUAGCAUUCACCUUCUUAUAUGUAAAUCAGCUUCCUACAUUGGAAGAUUGGCAGAUAAAGAUGGUUGAAUACAUGGAGUUGGCAAAGCUGACGGGGAAGAUCCGGAAUCGGCGUGAUGAACUGUUUCAAAAGGACUGGAGCAAAUUUAUACUCUAUAUGAAAGAAAAUUGCAAACAGUUGAAAACGUUUGUAGGUUUGAGUUGAAAUGUUGGGUAAUGGGAAAAUAAGGGUUUCUGAUUUUUCUGGAGACAGACAUGCUGGGAGAGAUCACCCAGGUAAAUUUUGGCCCACCAGGAGAGCGAACCAAAUGAUCCAGUUCAAUUCUUGCAACUCUCGCAAGAGAGACAGAACGUGCGACUCUUAACCUCAGGGUGACAGGUUCGAUUCCCACAUUGGGCAAAAAGAUUCCUGCAUUGCAGGGGGGGUUGGACUAGAUGACGCUUGUGGUCCCUUCCAACUCUACAAUUCUAUGUUUCCACGAAUUUCUGGCUAGAGGAGCCCUAUGCAAAAAGCCAGUAUCCUUUCGAAUGUAUGCAUGUGGACCAGUGUUGCUUUGUUAAAAGGGUCCUCCUGAUGUAUAUGCCAUCCCUGGAAUCUCCUUUUAUACAGGUGUUUAUCCUCUACUUCAAACCGAGCGUCUUCCGCUGCAUUGUUCUGCGCUGGGUGCGCAUGCUGGGUUUUGCCAUUGUCUAUGGAACCAUCACCCUCAAACUGUACAGGUAGGAUUACCUCGAGGGACGCUGGCCACGACUGGUGUUGUGCCUUUGUUUUCCAAAAGAGGGGGUUGCUUUGCAAUAUUCACUCUGAUCCCCAGGGGCUUAAGAAAACAAAGGACCAUAAAAAAUUAGCAUUUGGGGCCCAGACCCUUUUAGCCCAGCAUAUUGACUCUAGUCAGAGACAUCUGAGUAAUUCAUAUAGCUACACAGUGGGUCUUUCUUGGCCUUUAUACCACCUCGGCUUCCCCCAAAAGAAUUCUGGGAAUUGUGAUUUGGCAAGAGUGCUGCAAAUUCUGGUAUGGCCCUGGCCUCCACAUAGAACAGCAAUUUCCAAAGUUCCCUGGGAAUUACUAUUAAACUAGGGUAAGGGUGCAUAUAGGUAUAAAAGUGAAUCAGGGCAAAUUGCAUUAUUUGCUCCUCGUGGCUUGAGCCCGACUUUAUCCUGCCUUUGCAACCCAUUUGAUGAAUAUUAUAUAUGGGCCAACAAACUGAUUGUGGAUUUGGUGGUCAACUUUGCCCUCUCUCCUCAUAUGGGUUACCCAUCUUUAUUUUUAUGCCCAAAAAUGUACAUUUACUCAGUUAAACAGGUACUCAUCUCCACCUGCUCCUUUUUUUUAAAAAGUGGGUUUUUCUUUUCUUUUUUUAAAAAAGGGAAACUUUUUAAAAAGCAGCCUCAGGAAGGAGAGAGGAAACCAAUCGAUUCCCAGCCUAUCAGUGCUGUAUUUAACUAGCUUUUGCAACAAACAGGAAGGGUAAGCUCAUCCCAGAAGAAGAUUGCAUGUCUAACCAAAAGCCAGCAAGUCUGCUUCUGAAGCAAACUCACCAUUAAAAAGUAUAUACAACUGGAUGCAAUCUAUGGGUUGUAUGCAGUGGCAGCCAUACUCAGAGUAGUUCCACUGAAAGCAUUAGAUGGGGAGGAAAUGCCCUGGAAAGUGUGGGAUGACAUCUGCUUUGAUGCAGCAGCGUCUAACCUCCCUGCAAACAAACUGGAACAAAUGCCCAUCAAAUAACCAAUGUUGUCUGAUUUCCCUGUAAAUCGGGAUGAUUCACUCAAUAAGCAGAUUUGCCUGGAAGCACCCAGUGAUCAAUGUCGAAGGUGGUUUGGUUCCAACAUCGGUCGGCUACGACCACUUCUUCCUUGAGCAACACCCUUUGUGUAUAUAUAUAUCAUCGUCACCUUCCUCUUCCUCAGACCACUUCUCCCUUUCUACCCAACAGGGUCUUGAAGGUCUUUCUCUCCCGUACAGCCCAGCGAGUUCCUUACAUGUCCAGCGGCCGGGUGCUGAAGAUGCUGGCCUUGAUUCUGCUCUUGGUGCUUUGGUUCUUAGCAGCCUGGACUGUUGGGAUGCUGGAGAACAUAGAAAAGAACAUCCCACUGGUGGUCCGUUCCCAGACCACCAGGGGCCUCCAGUUUUACAUCUGUGACCACGACCGCUGGGACUACAUGAUGGUUGUGGGUGAGGACCCCUAAUCCGAUGGCCUGAAUUAAUUAGCCUCUGGCUUCUCUGCCACUUGCAGGCUCCCCUUGGUCCGGUCCCGCUCUCUUCGGGGAGUCCCAUAAGGUCUGCCAGGGUUCACUUCCUCCUGUGACAGUAGACCAAAACCAGGAAGCAAGCUGUCGCGAUCAUGAACUUUUGGCUUGCUUCUGCCAAGUCCCCUUCAGCAUCAACAGCCUGGAAUCAUACAUAACCUGUAGACUGAGCAGCUUUCCAGCCAUUAUGGGGGUGGGGGUGGUUUCAUCUUAGGAGACUCUUUUCUUCACCCAGUAAAGGCAUGCUGUCUCUAAUGGGACAUGGGUGGCGCUGUGGCCUAAACCACCGAGCCUCUUGGGCUUGCUGAUCAGAAGGUCAGCGGUUUGAAUCCCCACGACGGGGUGAGCUCCUGUUGCUUUGUCCCAGCUCCUACCAACCUAGCAGUUCGAAAGCACGCCAGUGCAAGUAGAUAAAUAGGUAUUGCUGUGGCGGGAAGGUAAACAGCAUUUCCGUGCACUCUGGUUUCUGUCAUGGUAUUCCAUUGUGCCAGAAGCGGUUUAGUCAUGCUGGCCAAAUGACCCAGAUAGCUGUCUGUAGACAAACGCCGGCUCCCUCAGCCUGAAAGCGAGAUGAGCGCUGCAACCCCAUAGUCACCUUUGACUGGACUUAACCGUCCAGGGGUCCUUUGCCUUUAUAUUUUUUUGCUGUCUCUCUAGCUAGGUUGGCAUCCGUCCCUCAAUGGAUUUUAACGUCAGUGAUCAAUUGCACAUGUAUGUGACGUGUCUUUGUGGAUCAAUUGUGAAAGACAGGGCAUUUAUAUCGGCUGACAUCACUUUAAAAAGAUCUCUCUUCCUCACCCCACCCUCAAUGCUGUCUCUAUUGCCCCAUAUUUAGUUUCUCCUCUCCGUGAUCCUAACCCCACUCUUUCCCUGCCCCAGAUCCCAUUUCCGUCUCAUUCCAACCCAGUCCCUGCCCCUUCCAGUUCUCACUACCAGCCCCACACCAUCAGCUUCCCCCCCAAAAAACUGUCACCCCCCACAACCUCCCAAUAAAUCACACAUGCACAAUAGAUGGAAUCAAUUUCACGUUCUGUUGUCCAGCUGAGCGGAUGUGCAGCAGGGCUAGGGAAUGCAAUGCGCUCCAGAUACAGUCGUACUACAACUCCCAUCAGCCCCUGUCAGCAUGGUCUGUGCCCAGUGAUGAUGGGAGUUGUAGUCCAACAGCAACUGGAGAGCCACCUCCGAUGCGCAGGCAUGUGUGGGGUCACAGACGGUGAGGAAACCGCAGAACCGACCCAUCCUUAAUUUGAGUGGGGCUUGCCCAGGUUGCAUUUUAAGAGGCUGCUGAAAGGCUCUGGCGCCUGAAUCGCUUAUACGCCACAUGGUGCACCUUGGGAGUCAGGUACCUCUGGGCAUGCACAAAGUGCUCACUGCAGAACAAUGAGUAACCGCUGUCUGCAGACGGGGGAAAUAACCACAGGGGCGAGACGGGGUAGGAGGGACAGAAGAGGCAAGUGGCAAAGACCUUACCGCAUGGAGAAUGGUUCAUUUUGCCUCCUCUUCCCUAUCUCUCGCUGCGCAGCCGAGAUGCUCUUCCUGUUCUGGGGAAGUUUUCUCUGCUAUGCCACUCGGACAGUCCCUUCUGCUUUCCACGAGCCUCGCUACAUGGGCAUCGCUCUCCACAACGAACUGAUAACUUCUGCUGCCUUUCACGUGGUCAGGUGAGAAUCACAGAACUGGAAGGGAUGCUGAGCAGAUCCACGUCAUAAAUUUAAAGCACAUGGGCUUGCCCUCCAAAUAAUUGUGGGAACUGUAGUUCUCCCCCCCCCCCAGAGCUACAGUUCCCUUAGCAAAUUAGAGUUCCCAGGAUUCUUCGCAGCGGAGGGUUUGCAUGUACUUUGAAUGGGCACUGAACACACUUUAAAUGCAUGGUGUAGAAAAUCAUCUGCUGCAACCCCCACUGCCUUGCUCAGGCGGGAUCUGCAAUGCAGGGUGCAAACCCAGAUAAAGUGGGCUGUUUAGACCCUACUGCAGCACCUCCAGUGACAGAGACCCUACCAGUUCCUGAAGCACCUGAUUUCUAUGGUCAAACUGUUAGGAACUUUCUCAAGUUUUUCCCAAAUCUGCUUCCCUGCAGUAUCUGCCCUCACUGGUUGUGCAAAUUGCCAUAGUAGUGGGACCCAGAGGAGUUCUGCUUUGGGCUUGGCAUAGUGUAGGUGCUUUGAGCAUGAGCUGAGAGCCGGGAAGUCCCAGGGUCAAAGCUUGCCUCUGCCAAGAAAUCAGAAGGUGGCCAUGGGCAAGGCAAUCUCCUCUUAGCCCCAGCACACAACAUCUGCAAUUAGACUGAUAGUAACCCCAAUGCCUCAAGGAUGGUCUCUCCCCAUGUGAACCAACCCAGACCCUAUGGUCGUCAUCAGGAGACGUUCUCCCUGUGCACCUUCUGUGGCAGUGCUGGAGGAGGGUGGCAACACAGGAACGGGGCCUUUUCCUUGGUGGCUCUCCACUCAGGGAAUGCUUUCCCCUAGGGCACUUCCUAUGGCGCCAUCUUUAUCCUUCUUUUGGUGCCAGGCAAAAAAACUUUCCCUUUUAUCUGGGCUUUUAGCCCUUAAUUUGAAAGGUUUCGAGUACUGUACUCAUGGCCUCUUUUAGUGCGGCAGGAUCUAGACCUGCCUGAUUUGCAGAAAAAGGGGUGGGUGUGUGUGUGUGUUUAAAAAAAGGUUUCUCUUGGUUGUGCUUGUUGUAACUGGCUAAAGUGUCUAUAUUGUGCUUGAGUCACUUUUGUGAUGAAAGCAGCUUGAUGACGACAGCCUACCUUUCAGGAUUGUGGCAAGUACUACGGAAGAUACAGUCGUACCUUGGAAGUCAAACGGAAUCCGUUCCAGAAGUCCGUUCAACUUCCAAAACGUUCGGAAACCAAAGCACGGCUUCCGAUUGGCUGCAGGAAGCUAUUGCAGCCAAUCAGAAGCCACGGAUGUCCCGUCAGACGUUCGGAUUCCAAAAACGUUCGCAAACCGUAACAAUUCACUUCCGGGUUUGCGGCGUUCAGGAGCCAAAACGUUCGACUUGCAAGGCGUUUGGGAUCCAAGGUACAACUGCAAUACAUGCAAAGUGCUGAGCGAAAGUAGAAAGCGCUAAAAGAUUGCCAAGGCUGCCACUAAUUUCGGCAGAAGAGGAUUCCAAAAUUCAACUCAACACUGCUCUGUGUGUGCGUGUGUGUUAUAAAUGAGCCUGCCAUCGUUCUAACAAAGAAUGUAUCACAGUUUAAUUUUGCUAUCCACCUUUUCCCUCUAAUGCACUGCCACCCCAUUUACUUCUGGCUUCAGGUUUUUCAUGGUUCCUUCCUUGCACCCCGACUGGACACUUCUGCUGUUUUUUAUUCAUACGCAUGUCACCACCACCAUGACGCUUGCACUUCUUUUCAUCCCAAAGGUAUGAAAACUCCAGAAUUCGUUACAAAACUGUGCAGAGGCAGGAUACCUCUGAAUACUAGCUGUUGGGGACAGACAAGGAUGAGUAAGAACAUAAGAAGAGCCCUGCAGGAUCAGGCCCAUGCUCCAUCUAAGUCCAGCAUCCGCUUCUCACAAUGGCCACCAAACAGCCAUGAACUUCCUGCCCCACAUGUGAACCUAUGCAGCUGGCUGAUUAAGGAAACAGAACAUUACAUUAGAAGGGGCACGAUAAAAGUUUAUUGUACUGAAAACAUAAUUGUAGCGUCGGAAGGGACCCUUAGGAUCAUCUAGCCCAGGCAGAGGCAAACUCGGCCCUCCAGAUGUUUUGGGACUACAACUCCCAUCAUCCCUAGCUAACAGGACCAAUGGUCAGGAAUGAUGGGAGUUGGUAGUCCCAAAACGUCUGGAGGGCCGAGUUUGCCUCUGCCUGGGCUAGCCCAAAUGCAGGAAUAUACAGUUGUCCCAAACAGGGACCGAACCUGCAACCUUGGCAUGCCCUGCGGAGGACCUUAAGGUCCACAAAUGACAACACCUUGGAGGUCCCAAGGCGCAAGGUGGUUAGAUUGGUCUCAACUAGGGCCAGGGUCUUUUCGGUACUGGCCCCAACUUGGUGGAACGCUAUGUCACAAGAGACUAGGGCCCUGCGGGACUUGACAUCUUUCCGCAGGGCCUGCAAGACAGAGCUGUUCCGCCUGGCCUUUGGUUUGGACUCAGUCUGACCCUUAUGUCUUCCCUCCCCUUACGGUUUUGAUUUAUGGGCUACUUUUAAAAUAAGGCUGCUUUUUAAAUUGCAUUUUAACCUGUAUUUUAAAUUGGGGUUUUUUUUGUCCCCCCCCCCCCUUAUGUUUCCAUUGUAAUUUUACUGGUGUUAGACACCCUGAGCCUGGCUUUGGCAGGGUAUAAAUAAAAUUAUUUAUUAUUAUUAUUAUUAUUAUUAUUAUUAUUAUUAACACCACACUCUUAAGACGACUGAGCUAUCCAAGCAUACCAUGCUGUUUUGACUUGUUUUGCAGGGCCCGCAGAGAACGCCUGUUAUGAGGCAGCUCUGUAAACAUAGUUAGUAAAUGAGCUGGGGGCAGGAGCAUAGUGCAAAUGCAGCCUUAAGAUGCAGAUGGCCCUAAGUCUAGAAAGAGAGGCAUUUUUUCUGUAAUCAGUCUCUGAGCUUUUUGGGAAGGGGCAAGCUUGAAAUGGGAAGAUUGGCAGUGUACUGCUGAAGGAGAUUCAGCAACCCAUGUCUUUCUCCCCACAGUUCCUGCAUGCAGGAUCGCCCUUGCGGGAGGAAAUUGCUGCCGAGGUGUACGAGGACGAGCUGGACCUGAGGCGAUCGGGCUCCUACCUGAACAGCAGCAUCACGUCGGCCUGGAGCGAGCACAGCCUCGACCCCGAUGACAUUCGGGUGGGUGGAACACUCAGGACCUUCUUUUGACGCUAGCUAUGCCAGAAACUGUGCAGAGUAAGAGUUGCCUUUUGCAGUCUUUCUCCUGAAGCAAACCAAAUCCAUACCACACAACCCGAAAGUCAAGGAAAGUUGGGGUGGAGGUCAAUAUUUCCAUGCGAUCUAGCUGCCUUUCUUCUCAACCUAGGGUUUUGGUUGUGGGGAACAAAUUGGGAGCGGUGGGGGCGGUGAUAAAGCACGGACCCGGUGCACGUGUACUGCAGCCAGACCUUUUUUGUGCAUGUGCACAUUUCCGAGCACAAUACAAAGUGUUGGUGCUGACCUUUAAAGUCCUAAACGGCCUCUGCCCAGUAUACCUGAAGGAGCGUCUGCACCCCCAUCGUUCAGCCUGGACACUGAGGUCUGGGGUCAAGGGCCUUUUGGCAGUUCAUUCUCUGCAAGAAGUGAAGUUACAGGGAACCAGGCAGAGGGCCUUCUUGGUAGUGGCGCCCGCCCUGUGGAAUGCCCUCCCAUCAGAUGUCAAGGAAAUAAUCAACUCUCUGACUUUUAGAAGAUAUCUGAAGGCAGCCCUGUUUAGGGAAGUUUUUAAUGACUGAUGUCUUAAUGUGUUUUUAAUAUUUUGUUGGAAGCCGCCCAGAGUGGCUGGGGAAACCCAGCCAGAUGGGAGGGGUAUAAAUAAAUAAAUAAAUAAAUAAUUUGCACACCAAUAACAUCCCAUCCGUGCCAUCCAUCCCUUACCACUCCAUUCAUGUUCAUGUAUGAAUGGAUGUGCAUUCAUACAAACAUUCAGUGCCUGGGAAUGGGGCAGGCAAGCCUGAGAUGCUUACCUUCCAUUCCUUGCUAUGGGUCAACCAUACGUGUUGAGGCCACAUGGGAGAACUGAAAACCUCACUGUGGUCUGCCCCACCCAGCUAAAGGCUUCUGCCAACAGUCCUUCCUUGCCUCUUUUCCCAUGCCACAACUGGCCCCCGGAAACGCCAGCAUGGAAUGGGGGGACCCAUGACCCUUAAUACUAGCUACUUCCGGUCAGUGCUUUUGGUUUCAAGGGGGUACUCAAGAGUACGCAGUACUGGGACCUCUUUUUUUGUUGUCAAAAAGUGUGGCACUUACUGUAGUGACUUCAUGGUGAGUCCCGGCACCUAUUUUUCUAUAAAAAAGCACUGCUUCCGGUGAUCCUAAGGAUAGGGGGCCUGGGACCCUCCAGAUGCCACUGGACUCCCAAUGCCCAUCAGCCACAGCCAGGGAUCCACAGUCGUGAUGCAGCAAAACCCGGAGGGCUCGCAGGUUCUGCUCAAGGAACAGAAGGCCUUGCAUUUAUAAAACCCCAUGGUGUUGUCGUUGAGCCCCUACGAUGACACGACUGUUGCCAUUAGGCUUUUGACUGAAUAAGGGUUUUCUUUUUGUCUUCCCUCUUCCCCCCCUUUUGUGUCUGUGUCCCCCCGCUUCACCGCAACCGCCUCCCCCCUCCCCGCUACACAUAACAUGUAGGAUGAACUGAAAAAGCUUUACACGCAACUUGAGGUUCACAAGACCAAGAAGAUGACGGCCAACAACCCUCAUCUUCAGAAGAAGAGAAGUUCCAAGCGGGGCCUGGGCCGCUCCCUCAUGAGGCGCAUCACCGAGAUCCCCGAGUCGAUGUCCCGGCAGCACAGCAAAGAGGAGAAAGAUGGGUCUGUGGGGGGAGGGAGCCGCUCCGGGUCCUACAAGCGCAGGCCCUUGGAUUCCGGCAGCUCGAGCAUGAAACUGAAAGAGGACUCCUCUUCCAGACACAAGGCGGCCUCCUCGCUGAAGAAGUCCCACAGCACUUAUGAGCAUGUGAGGGAUGCCAAGGAGAACAGCUUACCAGCCAGGCACGACAGCUGCAAAGAAGCUCCUUUGCUAGACUCGCUGAUGAGGAAAAAGCUAGCCAAGAAAGCCUCAGAGAGGUCCAACAGCGACUCUCUCAAUGACUCGGCCCCUCUGGUCUACAAGUCGGCCAGCGCUCACAACCUGACAGCGGAUAAGAAGCCUCUGCAUCCCAGGCCUUCCCCUCUGCAGAAAUCCCUCAGCGUUGUCACCAGCGCCAAAGAGAAAGCCUUGCUCCUCACCAGCAGGGCCUACUUGGAAGACGGCAGUAAGCUAGCCCAAGACAAAGGGAGCAGAGCAGCUGUGGAAAGUGACUCUGCAAUGGAAAGUGACAUCUCCGGGCACACAGAGGUUACUGACGUGGCCUCGGAGGUGGCAGCGAAACAGCUCCAGAGGGACGAUACCUCAGAGGGAACUGUGAGCUCCCUCCUGGAAGAUGGCAGCUCCAGCAGAGAAGCUGCGACGGCCCCCUCGACGCCCUCGGAAAGCAGAUCCCAGAAGCAUGUCACAUACGCGUCCAUCAGGAGCAUCAGCGUCAACACCUCCGAUUUGCUUGGGAAGAGGCACCCGAUCAGCAAGAAGAUACCCCCUGAACCACCUGUCAGGCAGCAAAGUUUGGCUCACAGCCUCAAAAGAAAAGACUCUGCUCCUCAGGAUGGCCUGGACCAAAUGAAACCUUCCUCUGAGCCCUGCCCAGGUGAUCUCAAAGACAGACCCGUGCUGGCAAACAUAUGUCCAUGGGAAACGGUGGAGCCUCUGUCAAAGGCUGAGACAGAAAGGACCAGGCAGGCCGAAGGCGCUGUGCCACUUUCUUCCCCGGUGGCGCUAAACAGGCUGGCCUCCAUGGCUGCAGAAGUUUGCCCUUGGGAAGUCAUGGAAGUGCCCGUCCCGAGCAAAAAGGACUCUGAGACAAGCGAGUCAGACAGCCAGAAGAGUUCUCCUGAGAAACAGCCCCAAACAUCCAUUUCCAAAAGCUCCAUGAAAGGCUUAGGCAUGGCCAUCAAAGCGUUCAACCGGUCGAGGAUAAAGACAAGCAUAAGGGCAAGGAAGGAUGCUGAAGAAAGCCAGAAGAAAAAUGAGAAGGAUGCCAACGGAAAGAGCGAGAAGCCCAAGUUGGCAAGGACAGCCUCAGUGUCUGCCGGAGGAGGGUCACCAAGGAAACAGGUGAUUGCAGAGACCAGGGCAAAGGUAGUCAGCAAGCAAGCAACCAUCUGUCCUUGGGACGAGAAAGAGGAGGAGGAAGAGGCCCUUCCGAGCACCAAGAAUAGUCCAAGCAAAGCGCUGGAGGUCUGUCCUUGGGAGGUCAGCACAGAAGCAAUAGAUUCCCAAGGUGCUGGAGAGAUGCACCCUAGCAGGCUGGAAAGAAGCAAGAGCCAACGGGAAUCUGUGUGCCCCUGGGAGAGUCUGGAGGAGGAUCAAAAGCGAGAGGGCAAAACUGCUACCACUCCCUCUCUAGUGGUUUCCAAGGCAGACAGCAAAAAGGCAGAGGCGUGUCCUUGGGAAGUGGCUGAGAUCCCAGCCAGCACGAAAACUGACCAACCGUCCUGGGGAACCAGCAGUGCCUUGACAGAGGACAAGGCAGUAACAGAGGGCAGAAGGAAGCCUUCUGAUGGGCCCAAGAAAGGAACAUCUUUGAGAGAGGCUCUUCCAAGUGAACCCCAAGAGAAGGCGAGUGGCCAGGCUGAUUCCAGAGAUAUCAAGGAGCCCUCUCUGGAAACAGAGAUUGAGAAGAGCCCGGACCUGUCCAAGGGAGACCGAAAGAAACCUGGGAGUGUUGACAGCAGGAGGGCACAGGUUAGUCCUUGGGAAUCCGAGGAGGUCGACAUGAGUGUUAAAACACAGAUCUGCCCUUGGGAAAUGGAAGAACUUCCAUCAAAGAUAAAGACAUCUCGGGAGGACAACGAAGGAUCCUCCAAAGAGACAAAGAGCACCACCCUGCUAAGACCAGCAGGAGGGAAAGAAGCCAGCCGCCAAGAAGACUCUGUUUGCCCCUGGGAGUCCAUGGAAUUGCCAGGGGGGAAAGAUGCUCAACAUGGAGCAACUCUGAGGAAAUCUGACAGCGGAGCAGACGUCAAAGCGGCAAUAUGCCCUUGGGAGAUAAGUGAUGCAGCAUCAGAGAAAGUGUGUGGAGUUUCAGGGGAAGGCUCCAAAGGGACUGAAGGCAAAAAGAUCAAAAGUCCGUUGUCCAAAAACAGGAAACUGGAGAGAGACAGCAGCCAUCAAGGCGCUGUUUGCCCUUGGGAGGAUGCAGGUGCUGAAGGCUCUUCUACAAAACCUGCCACCCAAACACAAGAACCACCCAAAGCAGCUUUGAAGGCAUCAAGCAGUGGGGAAGGUAAAAAACUGGAGGUCUGCCCUUGGGAAACUGAUGCCGCUGCAGUGUGUCCCUGGGAAGCAGCUGCACCUUCGUUAGAAAAAGGACCAAACUGGCCUGAAGGAGAACCUUCCAGGGGCAUUAUAUUGCAAGCACCACAUCCCCUUAAAACAUCAGAGGACAACAUACAGCGUGGCUCUGUCUGUCCCUGGGAGGACGUGGAAUUGGAGGGUACUUUGCUAAAGCCCUGUGCAAAAGCUUUAGACCCAAGUAACGUCAGCUCAAAGAAGCCCGACAGCUUCCAGAGCAAAAAGGCAGAGAUUGCUCCCUGGGAAGUACAAGAGGCAGAAGCAGGUAUUAGAAGAGCAAGCACAGUCUCCAAAGAGGAGAAAACAGGACCUAGAGAUGCAGCACCAGAGAAGGGAAGCAGCGGGACUAGAGAGCCAGUCUGCCCAUGGGAGAGCACAGGGAGGGAAGAUUCACUUACCCAACCUAAGCUCAAGAGCCCGGAUCUGUCCAAAGGCUGCUUGAAAUUGGACCGUGUGGAAAGCCAAAAGGCAGAAAUUUGUCCGUGGGAAACUGCAAGCGCCGACGUUGGUGCUAAAGCAGAAAUCUGCCCCUGGGAAGUGCCUCCAGCUCAGUCAGAAAGAAGGUCCUCAAAGCAAGAUGCCAAUGGGGCAGCAAAGAAGGUUGGAGAUGCCACGUCUAAACCUCUAGAGAAGGCAAGCAGCCCACGAGAAUCUAUCUGUCCUUGGGAGACCGUGGACACCGAUGACCAGUCAACCAGGCCCAGUGCUAAGAGUCCGGGCCCAUCUAAAGCCGGCUCUAAAAAAUCUAUUAGCGUUGAAAGCCUUAAGGUGGAGGUGUGUCCCUGGGAAAGUCAGGAAGCAGAACCCAGUCCUAAGGCAGAUGUGUGCCCAUGGGAGAUGCCUUCAAGUCCGGUAAGCAAGAGGCCAUCGCCAGAGGGUGCUGGAGCUCAUGAGAGCCAGAGGGCUGCCCCACUGAACCAAGUAGGUGCUUCUAAAACAACAGAGAAGGUGAGAAGCGCUCGAGAGUCCACCUGCCCCUGGGACAGCGCAGAAGCACCCGGUAAACUCUCUGCUCAACCUGAAGGGUCCAAAAUCCCUUCCAAGAAAUCAGACAGCGUUGAGAGUUUAAAGGCAGAGGUCUGUCCUUGGGAAGUAGCUGAAGGAAGUGCGGUGAGGAAGGAGGAGGAGGGUGGGGUCGCCAAAGGGAAAGACGGCAGCAGGAGCCCCUCCCCACGGGUUUUAUGGAAGCCAAUGGAGGAGCUAAGUAGCUCGCGAGAGGACAUCUGUCCAUGGGAGAGCAUGGAGCUUGAUGAACCUUCAGGAAGGUCUGGAGGCCAAAGCCCAGCCCUAUCCAAAGCUGGAUCAAGGAAAUCAGACAGCGCUGAAAGUCUACGGGCCGAGGUUUGUCCAUGGGAGAUGGAGGAAGAGGAAGCAAGUAGUACGGUGGACAUCUGCCCAUGGUCUGUAGCCACAGCUCCAUUUGAAAAAGGGAAGGGAAGGGGGAGCCCACUUGAAGCUUCCCAGGGGAAGAAAGGCAAGGCACAAAGAAGUCCAGACUCAAAGAAAGCUGGAGGAGAAACAUUUAAGAAGAUAGAGAAGUCAAAAAGCCACCAGGAGUAUGGUGCCACCCGGGAGACUAUGGACUUUGAGAAACCACCUGCCAAAAGCACCCGAAGUCUAGAUCUGUUGCAGGUCAGGACAGAAGUAACCAGCCCUCAAGAAUCCAUCUGCCCUUGGGAGAGCGUGGAACUGUCCAGCAGCAGAGGUCCAGACCUGUCCCGAGCUAGCUCAAAGAAAUCAAGCAGCGCUGAAAGCUUGAGGGCAGAGGUGUGUCCUUGGGAAGUCGAGGACGAGGAGUCUAGUGGCAAGACUGAGAUGUUCCCCGUGAAAACGCCGCCAGUGCCAGUCGCCAGAGGGGCAUCAAUGCAAGAUGCAAAGGGAGCAUCAAUGGCGAAAGCGCUGACCGCUCCAGGUUUGAAGACAGCCGGGGGAGAAAUUGCCUCCAAGAAGAUAGAGAAGACUCAAAGCCAUCAAGGGUUUUCUUACCCCCAGAAAACUGGCGACGAAUUCUCAGUAAAAGGGAGUAAAAGCCUAGAUCUGUCCAAGGUUGGCUCCAUGAAAUCAGAGAGUGUUGAAAGUCUAAAAGCUGAGGUUUGCCCAUGGGAGACCCAGGAAUUCGGAUCUCCUGCCCAGGUUGAAGUGUGCCCAUGGGACCUGGCUGGGGCGCUGUUCGAGAAAGGGACAUUGAGUAAGGAUGUGGGUGCCGUUUCAAAGGAGGGUAUAACAGCAGGUUCAAAAGGCCCCGAAAAACCACCUCUGCAGAAAGGGACAAGCGUUCGAGAAAACAUCUGUCCAUGGGAGAGCACGGAUGCUGCAGAAGUCUCGAUCGCAAGUGUUCCUGCCACCGCCGCCUCCAAGAAGCCCGGCAGCACCGAAAGCAGGAAGACAGAGGUCUGCCCUUGGGAAACAGACCAGCCGGAAGCAUCCACUAAAGAGGACGUUUGCCCAUGGGAAACAGGAACGCUGUUGCCUGCUAAAAAUGGAAGACACACAACACACACCGGUGGGACGGAGAAGGCCAGCGUGAAGGGCUCCCAGAGCAAAGAGGCUGGCGUGGCUGGACACAAACCUCUGUGUCGCAGUCUUCCACCCCAAGGUCUAAGCAAAGGCAGCAGCCCACUUGUGGAUACACCAGCGAGAUGCCAAGGUGACCGCCCUGCAGCUGACGUCUGCCCUUGGGAAGCAGAGGGGGACUCUGUAUUGACUGGGGGAGAGACUGCUGAAAUCAGCAAAAGCUUAUCUGAGGUGUGUCCCUGGGAUGAGCCCAGCCCUGCUGCUGCCACCGCCACUUCAAUGAAAAGCAAAGAAGGGAAGGAGCCUGGGGCGGGCGAGGCGGAGGGUCCCCCCAGCAAAGCCAAAUCAGACAUCUGUCCCUGGGACUGUGACUGA
Messenger RNA from Podarcis lilfordi (Lilford's wall lizard), 19690 nucleotides. The record is from the annotation of a GenBank genome assembly. NCBI's taxonomy places the organism in Eukaryota, Metazoa, Chordata, Lepidosauria, Squamata, Lacertidae.